AUGUUUUUUCCUUGCUCCGAUGGGGGCGGAGGACUGUCAGCCUAUCAUCAUGCCGACAUGUCGUCCGGCGGUGCUUCUGAUAUGUUCGGUAAUUUUCAGGGUGGCGAUAUGGAGGCGGUAAGUGGGUUUUUGGGGAUGAAAAGAGAGGUGGAUGGCGGGGCGGUGGAAGCAGAGGGCGGAGGGAAAAAGAAGGGAGAGAAGAAGGUGAGGAAACCGAGAUAUGCUUUUCAGACAAGAAGCCAAGUUGACAUUCUUGACGAUGGGUAUCGUUGGAGAAAAUAUGGUCAAAAAGCCGUCAAAAACAACAAGUUCCCGAGGAGCUAUUAUAGAUGCACACAUCAAGGAUGCAAUGUGAAGAAACAAGUGCAGAGGCUAACGAGAGAUGAAGGGGUGGUGGUGACAACAUAUGAAGGAAUGCACACACACUCCAUUGAUAAGCCAACAGAUAACUUUGAACAAAUAUUGAGUAGAAUGCAGAUUUAUAGUACUCCUUUUUGA
This is a messenger RNA of Cucumis sativus (cucumber), 498 nucleotides long. RefSeq names its product probable WRKY transcription factor 75 (gene WRKY56). The coding region runs from base 1 to 498 and encodes 165 amino acids. Gene Ontology annotation, molecular function: sequence-specific DNA binding; DNA-binding transcription factor activity. NCBI's taxonomy places the organism in Eukaryota, Viridiplantae, Streptophyta, Magnoliopsida, Cucurbitales, Cucurbitaceae. The transcript has 2 exons. The record is from RefSeq and is marked provisional. Gene Ontology annotation, biological process: regulation of DNA-templated transcription.